Molecule: messenger RNA, 1738 nt
Organism: Colossoma macropomum (tambaqui)
Lineage: Eukaryota; Metazoa; Chordata; Actinopteri; Characiformes; Serrasalmidae
Gene: rab39bb
Product: RAB39B, member RAS oncogene family b
Exons: 3
Coding region: 410-1051 (213 amino acids)
Biological process (GO): Rab protein signal transduction
Cellular component (GO): Golgi membrane
Molecular function (GO): GTPase activity; GTP binding
Source: RefSeq, a predicted model, not a curated record
GGGAUGAGUCAGGCUGUGGGAUGUUGCUGCCAUUUCAUCAGCACAAUUUCCAAACAAUUUCUCCGUCUUCGAAACGUGGAGGAAAAGGCGACGGGAUGAGCCGCUGUGUGUCUGAGUGAGCUGGUCUGUGCGGCUGUGAUCUGUUACCGAGCUUACAGAGAGUCUCUCAGUGUUGGGCGCGCUGCUGUGGGCUGCACCUGUUUACUCUCGCCGUUGUUUUGAUCGUUAUGCUGUAAGCGAGUACAGCAGGCUGGAGCAGGUGUCUCUCUCUGCUCUGGCUUCUUAUCUCUCCGUGCGCUUUCUAGAAAGUCCACCAUCCUUUCAGGAGCAUGGAGUCUGCCUUCACUGAGCUCUGAGCAGCCCAGACAAACGCAGGUCUCACUGUUGAUCUCCAUAGAGCCGGACAGCCAUGGAAGCGAUAUGGCUUUACCAGUUUCGUCUGAUCGUCAUUGGAGACUCCACGGUCGGCAAAUCCUGUUUGAUCAGGCGCUUCACUGAGGGACGCUUCGCACAGGUGUCUGACCCCACAGUCGGAGUGGAUUUCUUCUCUCGCCUGGUCGAGAUUGAGCCAGGCAAACGAAUCAAACUCCAGAUUUGGGACACUGCGGGUCAGGAGCGCUUCAGGUCCAUCACCAGGGCGUACUACCGCAACUCUGUGGGUGGCCUGCUACUCUUCGACAUCACAAACCGGCGUUCCUUCCAGAACGUUCAUGAGUGGCUGGAAGAGGCGCGCAGCCACGUGCAGCCGCACAGCAUCAUCUUCCUGCUGGUGGGCCACAAGUGCGACCUAGAGUCCCAGCGGCAGGUGACGCGGCAGGAAGCGGAGAAGCUGGCUGCAGCAUACGGCAUGCGCUACGUGGAGACCUCAGCACGCGACGCCAUAAACGUGGAGAGGGCCUUUACAGAGCUGACACGGGAUAUCUUUGAGCUGGUGAAGCAUGGUGAGAUCGUCAUUACAGAAGACUGGGAGGGGGUCAGGAGUGGAUUUGUGCCCAACGUGGUGCACUCGUCGGAGGAGGUGACCAAGAGUGAGCGCAGGUGCUUCUGUUGAUCCACCUGAAAACUCCCAUGACCUGACCCUCACUUAUUCAGGAUCCCUACAAUCAGAGGGCAAGCUUUUGGCCCUCAGUUAAGACAUAACCCCUUGCCUGCCUGCUGAAUGCUUCCUAAGUCUCUACCCAGCCCCUCCACUAUUCCAUAGAGUUACUGCCUAACCAUUCACAAGACCAGAGCACACCGACCUGAGAAACACCAACAAAUGUUGGCUGUUGAUUUAGAUUGUUUAGAAAAAGAACCAAAUGAAUCAGUGUGAAUGAGCGAGAAUGAUCUAGAUGAGUGUGAAUGGAAAAGAAUAUUCUAGAACAUCCAAACAAUUGCACAUAAGUGUGGCACACCAAACAAAUGUUUGAGCUUGUUGGGUCGGAAUGCUUUGGCUUUGACCAAUGAAAAAAGGAUACAUUGCAGCACCUUUAAUCUCCCCCCUAAAAGGCCAAACAGAACCUUACUUCUGCACCUUACCCUUAUCUACACAUCUGUCAAUCAUUUGAAAGCCAUGAGAUGUUUCCCAUGAGGCUACACUGUCUCCAGAGACUGGGCCUGCUGAAGGUAUUCACAGAGACUGUUCUACAAGAAGAAAAAUCAGAGACAGUGCAGUUGUUUACUUGCAGACUUUUAUGUGAUGACUACAGAAAGAACUGCUGUUUGGUGCUCAGAACGCUAAUUUGCUGCUUGAGCUAAA